AUGUCAAAUGACAAAACUCCGCUAGUUUUGUGCGAAGUUUGCGUGCGACAAAUCUCUGGAGACGCGGAGGAAGUGACAAAAUGCGAAAAUUCUUUCGAAUGUCAGCUUUGCUUCGGGAUUAUGGAUCAGGCAAUGAUUGAUGAGGUCGGCGAAAAAGUGCAAGAAGAGCUCUCCAAGCUGCCCUACGACUCGAUGAGCUUCAUUUUGGCGUUGAAUUUGCCCGUUGGACAGACUUUAAGGGAGAUUCUAGUAAGCCGUCUCCGACCGGAUUUCAAUGGGACACUGGCUUCUGUUCCGUAUAAAGUGCGAAAUAUUGAUGGAUAUUUGAAGAAAUUGGGCUCUUAUUCCGGAAAACGACCAACUCUGAGCUCAGAUCUCCAGCUUAUGAUCACUUUUGAGCAGGAGGAAUCGAAUUUUUCGGAUCUACAAUUUCUUCAAAAUCAAUUUCCGAACGAUUUUCGUGUUGGAAAACGUGGAAGAUAUAAUAAUAAUCAAGAAGCGCCGUCGAGUGUAUCAAAACAGCAAUUACAGCAGGUCACUGGCAGGAUUAACGAGCAAAUUGCAAAAAAGUACAUCUUCAAAUCGCCAACCCGUAAAUGCACAUUUCAACUUCAAUUCGAACGAGAUCCAGUAUACAUUGCUGGAAGAUAUUGUAAAUAUUCAAGAUGUCUACCACAAUCACCGUGGAGUGAGGAUAAAGAUGCUCCGAGAGAGCCCGGAAAUUCGGUUUCCGAAAAAGUGUGUGACCUCCUGAAAAAGCAAUUCGGAGCCAGUGAUAGUCGAUUCGUGACGUCAGGACGUGAGGAUAUUGACGUCAGAAUGCUCGGAACCGGCCGCCCAUUUGUCGUUGAGCUCCGAAAUUGUAGAACGACGGCUCCAGUGAGAGGAAUCAAGUAUUUGGAGACACUGAAGACGGUUCAGGAGGCUAUAAAUGUACAGAAGGAUGUGAAAGUCGUGUCGCUGACCAGAGUUCCACGGGAUGUUUCUGAGAAGCUGUGUGUUGGAGAAGAAGACAAACGAAAGCAAUAUUGUGCCUACUGCUACAGUAUUCUCCCAAUUUCUGACUCCCAAUUCACCGCUGCUCAAUCGAAAAUCCCGCUGAAAAUUGUUCAAAAGACGCCAGUUCGUGUGAUGAAGCGUCGAGCUCUACUCGACAGAGAACGAUGGAUUUAUUCGAUGAAUUUCUUAAAAUUGGACGAUCACCACUUUGAAGUUCGUCUCGAGACCCAAGCAGGAACAUAUAUCAAGGAAUUUGUUCACGGAGAUUUUGGAAGGACGAGGCCUUCGCUUGCCGAGCUCCUUGACGUUGAGCACGGAGAAGUUGAUAUUUUGGAGCUGGAUGUGGAGAAAGUUGAUUUGGAAUGGCCACCGGAGCUUAAGGAUGGACAGGAGCCCGUUAAAUUUCGAUAGAAAAUAUUGAAAUUGAAAAUUUCGCACAGAAAUUUUGAAUUUUUGAGAAAAAUGUUUGAAAGGGCAAAAAAAAAAAAAUUUUCCUGAUAAUUCAAAAAAAAUCUGAAAAUUCAGAAAAAUUUGGUUUUUAUAGGAUUUUUCAAUUUUCAAAUUUUUUUUGGAUUUUUUCCAGAAAAGUUAUGAAAAAUCUAGAUUUUUUCGGUUUUUUUAAAUAAAAAUUAGCUCAAAAACUUCAUUUUUAACGCAUUUUUCUUCUAAAAAAUUCAGCGAAAAAAUCUGAAAUUUCCUAGUAAUUUUACAGAAAAAAUAUGAAUUUUUCACAGAAAAUUCCGAAAGAUUAGAUAUUUUUCUAGAAAAAUUGGAAAAAAAAUUCGCACAAAAAAUUCAGUUUUAACGCAUUUUUCUUCUAAAAAUUCAAAGAAAAAAUACGAAAUUUCCUAUUAAUUUUACCAAAAAACUUGAAUUUUUAAAGAAAAUUCCGAAAAAUCUGAUUUUUGUUUGAAAUUGAGCAAGCCAUUUUUCUUUCCAAAAUUUGAAAAAAAAACGCUCGAAAUUCCUAAUUUCUCACCAAAAUUUCUCGUUUUUUCUUCUCAAUUUCCCAAAAAAUCCUAUUUCUGACUAGAAUCGCCGGCGUUUUUCGGUUUUUAAGCUUGAAAAAUGUGCAAAAAUCCAUUUUUUCGGAACAAAAUUUCACUUUUUCGGCAUUUUUUGGUCCAAAAAUUCGCAAUUUUGAAGCAAUUUUUUGAUGGAAAUCCUGUGAAACCCCGGAUUUUUUCGGUGAAAAUUGCGGUAUUUUACGAAUUUUCGCGAAAAAAAAUGGUGAAAUACGUGAAAUUCUGAACUUUUUGUGGCAGAUUUUUGAGUUAAAAUUGCAAAAUUUGGUGGUUUUUCCUAAAUUUUUCUAUAAAAUUUCCAAAUAAAAUCGACUUUUUUUGAAAUUUAAUUCAAAAUUCGUCAUUUUAGGCAAAAAAAAAUCAAUCCUAUUUCCGACUAAAAUUGCCGGCGUUUUUCGGUUUUUAAGCUUGAAAAAUGUGCAAAAAUCCAUUUUUUCUGAGCAAAAUUUCUCGUUUUUCGGCAUUUUUUGGCCCAAAAAUUCGCAAUUUUGAAGCAAUUUUCCCCCAUUUUUUGUUAUUUAAUUGUUGAUUUUUCCCCCCACCAUUGUUGUUAUUUAUUUCAUUUUUAAACAUUU
Molecule: messenger RNA, 2599 nt
Organism: Caenorhabditis elegans
Lineage: Eukaryota; Metazoa; Nematoda; Chromadorea; Rhabditida; Rhabditidae
Gene: Y48C3A.20
Product: tRNA pseudouridine(55) synthase
Exons: 7
Coding region: 1-1410 (469 amino acids)
Biological process (GO): pseudouridine synthesis; RNA modification; tRNA pseudouridine synthesis
Molecular function (GO): tRNA pseudouridine(55) synthase activity; RNA binding; pseudouridine synthase activity
Source: RefSeq, marked reviewed